Messenger RNA from Paramecium octaurelia, 894 nucleotides. Lineage: Eukaryota; Ciliophora; Oligohymenophorea; Peniculida; Parameciidae. The record is from the annotation of a GenBank genome assembly.
AUGUAAUAACAAAAAAAUAAAAAAAAGAAAUUUUAGAAGCAUCAAAGGUCAGGUCAACAACAUGCACAAUCAGACAUUCUAUAUAGUGGAUUCUUGUUGACUUGUGAUAAGAACAGGGAGAGAGAAGCUGUAAAGGAGGCCUAUUAAAUAAUUGAACAAUAUGUUGAAUAAAUUUAUCCGCAGGAAUCAUCAAAAUAUGAAAAACUGCUCGAAUAAAAUACAAGUAACAAGGCAGUCGUCAAAAUGUUGUACAAUUUCGAAACCAAGGUGAAGUGCGUGAUUUUCAUCAGAAUUAAUAGCCAAGAAUUUCCAUCCAUCGAUGUCGAUGAAUUGAGUCGAAUUAUCCUCAGUGAUGUAUAUGAAAAGUCACAACAAGUGGCCAGAUAUAUCUAUAGAAUGAUUCCCAUCUAAUAUGUAUUCAGAGCAACUCUAGAGGAAUUUAAAAAGCAUGCUCUAUUGCUCGUGAAUAAGCAUUUCUAAUUAGAUCGUCCACAUCCCUGGUUUCUGAUAUUCAAAACUCGAUACACUGAUAAAAUCAAUAAACAAUAGGUCUUAUCCAUCUUGUAAGAGUUGAUUGAGCCUCUGCAUUAUCAAGAUUGGCAAGAGCCUGAUUUCGUCUUCUUUGUCGAAGUAAAUGGUGCAAUUAUGUACAUCAACAUACUGCCCAAAUACCACGAAUAUAGAGAGUACUCCAUCAGAAAAGGGGGAUAGCCCGUCUUAGACACUAUGCCAGAGAGAAAAAACAACUUUACAGACAAAAUAGUGAAGAAGGUUAAAGGGCAAAAUGAGUAGGAAGUCUAGAAUGUGGUUAACAUUCAGGAUCCGAAUUCAGACUUCUAGAAAAAAGAAUUUUUUGUUGAAUAGGACGUAGAUUUACUGUGAACUGAAUAUGAA